AUGUCGGACUUCACCGCAUCCGUCGUGGAGACCAAGAAUGGAUUCCAUGUCGACGGUUAUGAGAAGAUAUCUUACGACUUCACUUUUCUUGAUGGCGUGUUCAACCCCGAGAACCCUCAGCUGGCUGAAUGCUACAAGCGCUGGGGUCGAGUGUUGGCUGUCACGGACCUAAAUGUGUACAACGUGUAUGGUGAACAAAUUGAAAGAUACUUCGAGCAUUACGGCCUCGAACUCAAGAUGCACAAGACGAAGAUCGGGGAGAAGGCGAAGACUAUUCCCACUUUUUUGAGUAUCGUAGACUCAAUGACAGAGUUCGGAAUCUAUCGUAAGGAACCCGUCCUGGUCGUUGGAGGAGGUCUCGUGACUGAUGUUGCUGGAUUCGCUUGUGCCGCGUACCGCAGGAACACCAAUUUCAUCCGAGUUCCGACCACUGUCAUUGGUCUGAUAGACGCGUCAGUGUCAAUCAAGGUUGCAGUCAAUUAUGGCAACUACAAGAACCGCCUUGGUGCUUAUCAUGCACCUGUGCACACCUUCCUCGACUUCACCUUCCUACGCACCCUACCCACUGCUCAGAUCAGAAAUGGCUUUGCAGAAUUGAUAAAGAUCUCUACGUGCUCGCACCUGGAUACCUUUGACCUCCUGGACAAGUACUGCGAGCAGCUUAUCGAUACGGGAUUUGGCCGCACCGAUGGUGCGCCAGAAGAAGUUCGUGUAGCGGCGGACAAGAUCAACAAGGAGGGCAUAUAUGAGAUGCUGAAGCUUGAGACCCCAAACCUUCACGAGAUCGGGUUGGAUCGAGUCAUCGCAUAUGGUCACACGUGGUCGCCUAUGCAUGAACUGGUCCCAGAAACGCCCCUUCGCCACGGGCAUGCAAUCUCCAUUGACAUGGCGUACUCUGCGACCCUCGCCAACAGCCGCAAGUUAAUCUCCGAUGCUGAACAUCGCCGCAUUCUCAACCUCUUUUCUCGUGCGGGCCUCUCGAUGGAUCACCCCCAAUUUGACGAAGAAAUCCUCGACAAGGGGACUGCUGCCAUUCUCAAGACAAGAGACGGCAAGCUUCGUGCAGCAGUGCCCAACCCCAUCGGAUCUUGCACCUUCUUAAAUGAUGUCGACGCGGAGGAGCUCAACGCUGCUCUGAGAAGACACAAGGAGCUGAUGAGGGAGUACCCACGCAACGGCGAGGGCCUGGAGGCUUUCGUCGACGCUAGUGAUACCGGCUACACUGAAAACAACAAGUCAGAAGUCAAAGCUGUAGAGGUUGCGGCCGCGAAAGCAGGUAGUCUGAAUGGCAAUGGUGCCAUACACGGAGGUAUCGUACGCAAUGGGCACAUGAAUGGCACCAACGGCGUUAAAGAAAAGCUUGCGAAUGGCAGUGGGGCUGUGGAUGGUCUGACUAACGGCAUCAAUGGGUAUACCAAUGGGUCCAAAGCAUAG
Messenger RNA from Letharia columbiana, 1434 nucleotides. RefSeq lists its product as uncharacterized. Lineage: Eukaryota; Fungi; Ascomycota; Lecanoromycetes; Lecanorales; Parmeliaceae. Gene Ontology annotation, biological process: antibiotic biosynthetic process. The record is from RefSeq and is a predicted model, not a curated record. The transcript is spliced from 4 exons. Bases 1 to 1434 code for a protein of 477 amino acids. Gene Ontology annotation, molecular function: 3-dehydroquinate synthase activity.